AUGAGUUUAGCAAGCAAUAAUCGAAGUACUCAAACCCUAACCCAACAAAUUAAGCUUAAUAAUAAAUUAGAUCCUCAUAUUUCGAUUAAAGAUCAAAUUUCCAGUCUUUUUAAAGACACUAAAGUAUAUGCAACCUCUUUCGAUUACGAUAACACCCCAGAUUCUAAAAAAUCGGGAGUUAGUUGCCAUAUUCAUAACAAUGCAGAGAAAUUCCGUAGUAGAUUGGUUCGACAUGAAGGGAAAGAAAAAAUUAUGGUUAUGCUUAAUGGUUUAUUAAGUCCAGGGGCUCUUGAAGACUGGAUGAAGCUUCAAGAAAAAGUAAUACAAUUAAGAAAAUUAAAUUUAGAAUUAGAUUUUUGGUUAGAUCGCCUUGAACCAGUAGUUUGGAAAUUAAUAGAAACUUAUCGUGGUGAGAUUGACGAAGAUUUUUUGGGGAGGAUUGCAAAGAUAGAUAGAAUAUUCGGUUCAGGAGGGAUGGAUGAAAAGCUUCUUUCCUUAUGA
Racocetra persica is the source of this 501-nucleotide messenger RNA. The record is from the annotation of a GenBank genome assembly. NCBI's taxonomy places the organism in Eukaryota, Fungi, Glomeromycota, Glomeromycetes, Diversisporales, Gigasporaceae.